Molecule: messenger RNA, 1251 nt
Organism: Kwoniella botswanensis
Lineage: Eukaryota; Fungi; Basidiomycota; Tremellomycetes; Tremellales; Cryptococcaceae
Exons: 7
Coding region: 1-1251 (416 amino acids)
Biological process (GO): pyrimidine nucleotide import into mitochondrion
Cellular component (GO): mitochondrion
Molecular function (GO): pyrimidine nucleotide transmembrane transporter activity
Source: RefSeq, a predicted model, not a curated record
AUGGCCUCCUCAUCCUCAUCCCCCACAUCCUAUUUGACCCGAUCCAAAUCCACGUCUAUCUCCUCAGCAGAAGCUUCCUCCUCUACUCCACCCGAUGUCGUCUCCCCUCCAGAGGUGAAGAAGAAGAAAUUGGUUGGAUGGCAACAUUCAGCAGCAGGAAGUGUAGGAGGAAUGGCAGGAGCGAUCGUCACUUCUCCUUUCGACGUAGUGAAAACCCGUCUUCAAUCUGAUCUAUUCAGACAUACAGCUUCCGAACCUAUCAAAAGAGCUAUAACUACUACUCAGAAAGAUGCCGCUAGAUCUGGAGUGAGGGGGACAUUAUAUCAGUUUGUAGAUACUGUUUAUCUGAUUAGACGUAUAGGUGUAGAGGAAGGUUGGAAAGCGUUGUAUAAAGGUUUAGGACCAAGUCUGGUGGGAAUCAUACCGGCUAGAGCGAUAAACUUCUAUUUUUACCCUACUUCCAAAGCAUACCUUGCUAAACAGUUCCCUAACGCCCCUGUCGAGCAAGCUGGUCAGACGUCAGAGGAUAGUCCGGUCAUACAUCUUUCGGCGGCUGUGAUAGCUGGUAUAAUGACCGCAACGGGUACAAAUCCAAUAUGGGUUGUCAAAACUCGACUACAGCUGUCUGCCAAGAGAAAGCAGAACGGUCUACCGCCUUCAUCUUCUAUCGUUCCCCCCUCCCCCGCAUCCACCUCAGCUUCACCACUCCCAGGGCCAAUAGCCAAAUCAGCCGCCGCUUUGGCUAAAACCGCUCCUGCUGCCACAUCUGCUGCUGCUACGCCUACGGCUAUGCCUAACGCAUUCUCGAUGACGAUGGACAUAAUACGGAAAGAAGGUAUAACAGGGUUGUAUAGAGGUUUAUCAGCGAGCUAUUUGGGUGUAUCGGAGGGCGUCAUUCAAUGGGUUUUGUAUGAGCGAUUCAAAAGAUUAACAUCCUCAACAUCCUUCGACUCAUCUAACCAGUCUGUCCUAUCAUACAUGGGUUCCAUCGUCGGUGCAUCGGGAGGAGCCAAAGCCGUGGCAUCUCUGAUCACCUACCCUCAUGAAGUGAUCCGAACGAGAUUAAGACAACCUGCCAUCAAUGGAAUAGUGAAAUAUACAGGAUUGGUACAGACGCUUAAAUUGGUCAUCAAGGAAGAAGGUGCCGCGUCGCUCUAUGGUGGAUUGACAGCUCACUUGUUCAGGGUGGUUCCUAAUGCCGCUUGUAUGUUCUUGAUCUAUGAGUUGGUGGCUGGGAAAUUGGGAUCAUAG